Colletotrichum higginsianum IMI 349063 is the source of this 783-nucleotide messenger RNA. RefSeq names its product Major facilitator superfamily transporter. NCBI's taxonomy places the organism in Eukaryota, Fungi, Ascomycota, Sordariomycetes, Glomerellales, Glomerellaceae. The coding region runs from base 1 to 783 and encodes 260 amino acids. The transcript has a single exon. The record is from RefSeq and is a predicted model, not a curated record.
AUGGAGCUCGACCCCGAGAUGCGGGAGUGGUUACGGGGCGAGACUGUCGCCCUGGUGCGGGCCGGCAUCCUCAACAUGCCCGAGGCCUGGAUGAGGGAGUAUGCCGACCAGCCUGAGGCCUUGAUGAGGGAGUACGCCGACCAGCCCGAGGUCGAGGUCAAGGAACGGAAGCACCCCUGCCGCAACUGUCUCUCCCUCUCGCACAAGACGUCCAGCUGCGGCGAGUGCUGCGCCCACUGCGGCCAGGACUGGCACAUCAUCGACGCCUGCACGAGCUCCAAGCGCAACCGCUGUCGCUGCCGCCCGUUCCCGCAGACGCACCUCGUCAAGCGGUGCCCCAUCAUGUGCAACCCGGCCGAGUGCCCCGCCCCGCACGCCGGGCCCCUCAUCACCGCCAUGAUGUGCAAGGCCCGCUGCUGCAUGUGCGGCCUCCUCGGCCACGCCGGCCGGGACUGCCACCUCAAGGCGUGCCGCUGCGGCGGCCACCACCUGACCGUCGACCACAUGCCCAUGGACCGCCAGUGCGCCGUCGUCGACUGCCCGCGCUUCUUCUGCACGAAGCACUGCCAGGCCUGCCGCGCCGACGUGCCCAAGCGAAAGGGAACCAGCGACGACGUCUGCCAGCAGUGCCAUGCCAAACGCCAACGCUGGUUCCCCCCGCCAAAGGCACGAGUGAACGACGACGGCGAGCCCAACUACGAGUACCUGGAGGCAACUCUGGCGUGGGGCAACAGCAUACACGGCCAGGCCAUCUUCGGCAAAAAGGUCGAGUUCAAGCCAUAA